GGAGAACAAAAAAUCCCCUUUUCACUUAGGGUUUAUGAGAGAUUGGAAGCGUUUGAAGCUAGAGAAGACGAAUCCGGUGACAUUGUUGGUUGAAAUCGAGAUAGAAGACGAAGUCGCGUUUUGAUUCUCGUUCCAAUGAGGUGAGAACAUCACUCUCAUUUCUGACAUGCAUAGAGGCUUGAUUCAUGGGAUUUCUACUGAGUUACCAAUGGCAGAGCAUCGAGCUUGUGCUAGGCAUAUCUACUCUAACUUGAAGAAAAAUCACAAGGCUGACAUGUUGAAGCCAUUGUUCUGGAGAGUUGCAAGCAGUUACAACAGUGGUGAUUAUAAGGAAAAUUUGGCUAUUUUCAAGGAGUUUGAUGCACAGGCUUGUCAGGCUCUACUUCAAAAGGAUCCAACUACAUGGUGUAGGGCAUUCUUUAGGGUUGGUUGUUGUUGUGCUGAUACACACAACAAUCAUACAGAGUCAUAUAAUAGAACUUUGAAGAUUGCAAGGAGGAAGCCGUUUGUCCAGAUGUUAGAACUAAUAAGAAGAGAUGCAAUGCAAAGAGUAGCCAACAGGUCCACUAUUGCUGAAAAAGAAACUGCAAAGUUCACCAAAAAAGCAAGGACAGAAGUACAGAAAUCAUGUGAAGGAGCUCAAUAUUGUGCAAUGGUUAGAACCACUGGCGGGGAGUAUGAGAUUGUUGAGUUUGGAAUGGGAUAUGCAGUGAGCUUGAGUGGUCGUACUUGUGCAUGUAGGAUGUGGGAUUUGACUGGUAUUCCAUGUCGUCAUGCUAUAUGUGCAAUCAGGGAAAUGAAUUUUGAAGUGGAAGACUACAUCUCAGACUAUUACUUGACUGCAAAAUGGCAAGAGACAUAUAGGAGAGGUUUGAAACCUGUGAAUGGAUCUAAAUUCUGGCCAGAUUCAGGAAGACCAAGGAUUGCAGCACCACCUUUCAAGCGUCCUGCUGGGAGACCAAAGGGUAAAGCAAGGAUCAAGGGUUUAAAUGAAUCACCACGCAAAAAGAAAUCUGAAACAAAAGUUGGUCGGGAAGGAAGAAUAGUGCAUUGUGGUCUAUGUGGUGAAGCUGGUCAUAAUUCAAGAAAGUGUCCUCAUGAGUCUCCAGAGAGCAGGGCAAAGAGACUGAAACAAAACGAUAUCCCUCAAUUGGAAGCUCAAGAUCAAGCUGAAAUGGAAGCAGCUUUUGCAGCAAUGGAACAGGCACCUCCUGAGACUCAACCUGAAGUGCAAGAUGUUUCUUCAUCCGCACCUCAGAUUAGCUUUAUCAAUAGGAUACUAUUUGGAUGAGUGGAUGGUAUGUAGAGGGUGUAGGAAUUUUUUG
Molecule: messenger RNA, 1325 nt
Organism: Arabidopsis arenosa
Lineage: Eukaryota; Viridiplantae; Streptophyta; Magnoliopsida; Brassicales; Brassicaceae
Source: the annotation of a GenBank genome assembly